AUCAAUCUUGAUUAAAAAAAAUGCUUGAUCAGUAAUUUAUUACCGUGAUCGAAGCUAUGACAAUGAGGUUAUGAGGUAAAAAACAUGAUUGUGGACUCUACCUAUAAUGACUCGUAUGUACUGUUUUGAUGAUUCAGUCAAUAUUGAAGUAAAUUGGAUUUGAGGACCGUGGAUGAUUGAGUGUGGUAGUGUAUGGGUUUUAUCACGGAGUUUACUGUUUUAAAUGGAAUGCGGGGAUAAUUUAAAGUGGAAGUGCAUACGGGGUAUUUUAAUGCACUUUUAAUACAGCGGCUUUUAAACGGGUUAUUGAUUGAAAUGAGAUAGGAUCAGGUCACGGGCAGGCAGUGAUGGAUUCUUUAUAUUUAAUACUUCAUUAAUAAAUAAUUGGAAUUAGAUACUUUAUGACACAAAGACACUUAUUUUAUAUGCAAAUAUUUUUUUUAUUUAAACAAAGGGAUAUAUAGAAUUUGUUUGUUAUAUAGUUAUUAAACUUGUUGGAUUAAAGGUGACAUGUCAACCUCAAGUGUUGAAAGUUUUGUGUGUGUUCCUAGAAAUUCUUGUGUAAUGAUUUAUCCAGACCCUGAAUUACAGGCUGAAGUGAUGAAUAGUCAUGUAAGAUGUAAAUAUUACAAGGAGGGGUGUCGCUGGGUGGACAAACUUCAAAACCUUCAGGCUCAUUUAGAUGUUUGCCGAUUUGAUGCCAUUCCAUGCCCGAACCAGUGUACUGAAGUUUUGUCACGUCUGUCAUUAGAUGAUCAUCUAGAAUUUAGCUGCUCGAAACGUAUCGUCAUCUGUGAAUUCUGUAACCAGGAGUUUCCUGGGGAUGCCUUUGAUCUGCAUGUAGGUAACUGCCAGUAUGAGAUAGUUUGGUGUGAGAACAAAUGCGGAGCUAAACUGGAACGUCGAUUUCUCAACAAUCACAUGCGAAACGAAUGCCACAAACGUACAGUUAAAUGUCCUUACUGUGCAAAAGAAUUUGUAUAUGAAACAUUACAGACUCAUCAAUAUCAGUGCCCCAGAUACCCAGUUCCUUGCCCAAACAGAUGUGACCCAACAAAGAUUCCACGUGAAGAGGUGGAUGUACAUGUGCAGGAGUUGUGUCCGUCUGCUACAGUCUCAUGUGCAUUCAAACAUGCCGGCUGUACGCACAAGUGUCCUAGAUACAGUAUGGAUCGUCAUAGUGAUGACAGUACAAACCAGCAUUUACAGUUGAUGUGUGACCUUGUACAGAAACAGCAAAACCAAAUAACACAACUGUGUAACGCCCUGUACUCUGUAACACAAGUCACAGAUGGCACAUUCAUCUGGAAAAUAACAGACUAUAAACAGAAGUUCAUUGAAUCCAUUUACAAAAAUACAGAAAUUGUCAGCGAGCCUUUCUACACAAUGAGGUUUGGGUACAAGAUGGCAGCGUCAGUGUUCUUGAAUGGAAAUGGUUCUGGUGAAGGCAAAUAUUUAUCUGUGUACAUUAAACUCCUGCAAGGAGAGUAUGACAACAUUCUCGACUGGCCAUUCAUGUUACCUAUCUCAUUUACAUUGUAUGACCAAAAUUCAGACAUUGAAAAACGUGCUAACAUCACGGAAAGCUUCGUCCCAGAUCCAACAUGGAAACAUUUCCAGAAGCCUGUAAAGGAUGUUGAUCAGCUGGGAUUUGGAUACCCAAAGUUUGUGUCAAAUGAAGUAUUGAAAAAGAGAGAUUAUCUCCGUGGUGACUCUUUAAUCAUUAGAGUGAAGGUGGACAACUCUCAGCAUAUCAUUACAUAAGGCCAAAAAUGAUUACCUCCCUUUCAUGCAUUUGUGUUUUUCCUGCCAUAUAUCUGUUAUAUGUACAGUGCUAUUUUAUAGCUAAAUUUUAUGUAUUAGGCCCAUUAAAUAAUGUUCACAUUACAUAAUAAUCUUAAGGCAUAGUGAAUAUGAGAAAAAAGCUUAAUCAGCGAAAAUGUCAUAUUCUUAUUUAUUUAAUUAAGGGCAUUAAGUCCUAUUAUGUUCUUUACUUACUCAUGCUAUUAAUUUAAUUCUUUGGUACUUAAUAUCGAUAUUGCAAGCUUCAAAACUGUUCAUAUUUUUUCUGUUCUUCUUGUGGUUCAAUAAUAAACAAAUAUUUAUGAUUCAGUAAGAAGUUUAAAUUUUUAAAUUAAAGUUCAUGAGAAAUUUCAGAUUCAAUAAGAAAUUGGCAUAAGAGAUCGAUUGAGAAAAAGAUAUUCAGUUAAGUUGAGAAAUUGAUAUGUGAAGUUUAGUAAGAAGUUGAUAUUUGAAGUUAAGUAAGAAGUUGAUAUUUGAAGGUCGAAAGAAAUUGAUAUUUGAGGUUCAGGAUAUCGAUAAUUGAAGUUUACAAGAAAUUGAUAUUUGAAGAUGACUAUAAAUUGAUAUUUGGAGUUUAUAAGAAAUUUAUAUUUGAAGUUGAACAAAAAUGUAACUUUUUGUGAUAAGUACAUGUUGGAAGUUGAUAUUUAAAUUUCAUAAUAUUAAAAAGGUUGGCCAGUAUUGUAAGCAACUAUAAAAUCCCGUGUCAUGUGAACUUAUGCAAAAGAUUAGUUUGCAUUUCCUUAGAUUAUAUCAGGUCACAAUAAUUGACAUUUUAUUAGGGUUCUAGAGUAUAGAAUUAGAGAAUGAGACCAGUAUGAAACUCGGCAUUUGAUUGGUUAAAUUUGUGUCACACAGGACCAAUAGAUUAAAAGCAUUUAGAUACUACCUUGUUCAGUAAGUGUCCUAUGUGACGUUCACGAGUAGAAGAGUAUAUUGUUGAAGUUGUAAUCUCUGUUUUACAACCUUAUAGCCAGGAAAAUAACAUGCAUUCUUACUUCAGCCAUCUAUAAACCAUGAUUCAGAUGGUUAAUUGAUUACUAAUUUGUGCAAUAACUUAUAAAGAUAUUCUUAUUUGUAUGUAUUUUUGUUUUGUUCAUGUAUAUGAAAUCCUUUUCGGUGAUUUGAUUGUUAUGUAUUUUGACAAUGUUUCACUCUCACAUUUGAAGCAUGUUUUGUUCCUGUAUAUAGAAAUAUUAUUGUAUUAUGAUGUUCUUACAUUGUAUCUCAUGUGAAAAAUUCUCUGUCAGAUUUGAAUAUGUAGUAAUAGUUUCCUUAAUAUAAAACCUUGUAAAAUAGUGCUGUGUCAUUACAGAUGUGUAAUUAUAACCAAAUUUAUAUGACAAGGCUUUUAUAGGAGAGGAAGAGUUUCACUUUUAGUCUUCCUUACCCUGUUUGUUACCUGUCAGGUCUUAAUUUAUCAUCAUUGUGGAUCAUAGCAUCAAUGUUUAUAGGAAUCAUUUCUCAUUUACUUAUUAUCAACCUGCUUAAAACUCCACCCAACCCAUUAAACCAUAGUUUUU
This is a messenger RNA of Ruditapes philippinarum (Manila clam), 3326 nucleotides long. Its product is annotated as TNF receptor-associated factor 4-like. Gene Ontology annotation, cellular component: plasma membrane signaling receptor complex. Gene Ontology annotation, molecular function: protein binding; zinc ion binding. The transcript has 6 exons. Gene Ontology annotation, biological process: regulation of canonical NF-kappaB signal transduction; regulation of apoptotic process; tumor necrosis factor-mediated signaling pathway. The coding region runs from base 511 to 1764 and encodes 417 amino acids. The record is from RefSeq and is a predicted model, not a curated record. Lineage: Eukaryota; Metazoa; Mollusca; Bivalvia; Venerida; Veneridae.